UGCGGGCGGCCCGAGGCGGCGGUGGCGGCGCUGCUCCCGAUGGCGGCCCCGGGCGGGCUGGGCCGCUGCGUGGCCGCCUUCUGGCUGGCGCUGGCGUUCGACGCGCUGGGGCUGGCGGUGCUGCUGGCGGGCGUGUUCGCCGACGUGUUCUUCUCCGACCUGCUCAUCUACGCGGGCGGCAUCGGCAUCUUCCUCAGCCUCGUCUGGUGGGUGUUCUGGUACGCGGGCAACCUGGAGGUGCCGCCCGAGGAGCUGCGGGACGACGUGGGUCUGGCGGCGCCCAAGGGCCGCGGGGACACGCUGCUGCGGCGGCUGGUGCACGGGCUCAGCCUCCGCCUCACCACCGCGCUCGGGCCCGCACGCCCCGCCGACAUGGAGCUGCAGCGCCCCGCGGGGCCCCGCGGCCGCCCCGCCGAGCCCGGCAGGAUCUGUUGAAGACAUACCUAUCCAAGUUACUGCCUCAAAAAGCGGGGGAAAUGAUGCAAAUUCUGGAAAGAGAAUUCCCUUCUCAAAACAAUAGGAUUCUCUCACUGUGGGAUAAUCUCUGCAAGCAUUGUGGACUCUGAAUACAAUGGACACAUGGAGCCAUAUCUCUGCCAAAAACACCUAUUUCAGCGUUGGACUGGAUAUACUUUGAAAUGGUGGGAAAAAAACAACACAAAAUCACUUUAAGAAGUGAAAACUGAAAAAGAACUGACCCCAAUUCCCAGAAAAAUCUCUGCAGCUUGUCAUAUAGUUGUGUUUUUUAACUACUAUUAUUUUUUAAAACCCUGGAAGGUUUGGAUAAAAAGCUCUUGCACAAUGAAAAGCUCUUGCACUGUUUUACCAAAGUCUGGAAUUUAAACCUACUGUGAAUUUUUAUAAUGCCAGUGCAAUACUUUUGUUUGUAAGGGUGCUUUUAAAAUCUAUAUUAAACUAUUGAUGCAAAGCUGCAAAUGCA
Myiozetetes cayanensis is the source of this 940-nucleotide messenger RNA. RefSeq names its product transmembrane protein 238-like. NCBI's taxonomy places the organism in Eukaryota, Metazoa, Chordata, Aves, Passeriformes, Tyrannidae. The record is from RefSeq and is a predicted model, not a curated record. The coding region runs from base 40 to 435 and encodes 131 amino acids. The transcript is spliced from 2 exons.